CAAAAGACGCAGCUGAGGCUGUGACGUGCGCGUUGUUGACGCGAAGUGUUUGAUGGGAACGAAUUGAACAGCCGCCAUUUUGCUGUGUGAGGCAGCGGUGGGAUAGCUUCUGUGGAUUUGGUGUGUUUGUGCACUUUUACUCAUUGUCAGACACGAUGGCAAGUCCUGGGAGUGAGAACUUAAGGAUGAAGAGCUAUAAAAACAAAGCUCUGAAUCCUCAAGAGAUGCGGCGAAGGAGAGAAGAAGAAGGCAUCCAGCUUCGCAAACAGAAACGAGAAGAGCAGCUCUUUAAAAGAAGAAAUGUAUCUGUACCUUCCAAUGAAGAAUCAAUGUUGGAAUGUCCAAUCCAGGAUCCAGACGUGAGCUCAACAGUUCCUAUUUCAGGUGAUGGAGUCAUAACACCUGACAUGAUACAGAUGAUAUUCUCUGAGGACCCGGAUCAUCAGCUGAUAGCCACCCAAAAAUUUAGGAAGUUACUCUCCAAAGAACCAAACCCUCCUAUUGAUGAAGUUAUUUCUACUCCUGGUGUGGUGACUCGUUUUGUGGAGUUUCUAAAAAGAAGUGAAAACUGCACACUUCAGUUUGAAGCUGCCUGGGCUCUAACCAACAUUGCGUCAGGCACCUUCCUGCAUACCAAGGUUGUGAUUGAAACAGGUGCUGUUCCUAUUUUCAUUGAGUUACUAAACUCAGAGUAUGAGGAUGUCCAGGAACAGGCGGUGUGGGCACUUGGCAACAUAGCUGGUGACAAUGCAGAGUGUAGAGACUAUGUCCUCAACUGUGGCAUCCUACCGUCUCUGCAGCAGCUGCUAGCAAAGUCCAACCGUCUCACAACAAUUCGCAAUGCUGUUUGGGCACUUUCUAAUCUGUGCCGUGGCAAGAACCCUCCUCCAGACUUUUCCAAGGUGUCUCCCUGUCUCAGUGUGCUGUCCAGACUUUUGUUCAGCAGUGAUCCUGAUGUGCUGGCAGAUGCUUGCUGGGCUCUGUCAUACCUCUCUGAUGGUCCAAAUGAAAAGAUCCAGACUGUCAUCGAUUCUGGUGUGUGUCGUAGGCUUGUAGAGCUGCUCAUGCACAGUGACUACAAGGUGGUCUCUCCUGCCUUGCGAGCUGUGGGCAACAUUGUUACAGGAGAUGACAUCCAGACCCAGGUGAUCCUGAACUGUUCAGCGCUGCCAUGUUUGCUGCACUUGCUCAGCAGUCCUAAGGAAUCCAUCAAAAAGGAAGCAUGCUGGACCGUAUCUAACAUCACUGCAGGAAACAGAGCUCAAAUUCAGAAUGUGAUUGAUGCCAACAUAUUCCCAGUGCUGAUUGAGAUACUUCAGAAGGCAGAAUUCCGCACAAGGAAAGAGGCAGCGUGGGCAAUUACUAAUGCCACAUCCGGGGGCACACCAGCUCAAAUUAGGUACCUGGUUUCACUCAAUGCGAUCAAGCCAAUGUGCGACCUGCUGACAGUCAUGGACUCCAAGAUCGUGCAGGUGUCUCUCAAUGGUCUUGAGAACAUCCUGAGACUGGGAGAACAAGAGUCCAAACAGAAUGGGACAGGCAUCAACCCCUACUGUGCUCUGAUCGAGGAGGCUUAUGGUCUGGACAAGAUUGAGUUUCUGCAGAGUCAUGAGAACCAGGAGAUCUAUCAGAAGGCCUUCGAUCUGAUCGAGCAUUACUUUGGUGUUGAUGAGGAGGAUGCCAGCCUGGUGCCACAGGUGGACCAGAAUCAGGGUCAGUUCAUCUUCCAGCAGCAGGAAGGGCCCAUGGAAGGCUUCCAACUCUGAUCCAGCCCCCCUGCUCCUCCGCCACCUGCCUUUUUCCUGGUGACUAAAGUUGCAGCAGAGAUGGCAGUCUGCUGGCGUACCAGGCCUCCUCGGUACUCACCUGGUCUCUCCUGGGUCAGCUCCAAUAGCUCUAUCCCUUCAGACCUUUAGCACUACCAGUCCUUUGCAACACCAUCAUCUCUUCGGAUACUCAGACUUGUGAAUUGUGACAAAGCUGUUUGAGAGUGAAGGAGCCGAUUUGGAGUUGCUGGUUCCUCCAACAUGGUGGAAAGGCUCAUCAAAUUAACACCUUGUCUGUUUUUGAUCUUCUGUUUUCUUUUCUCUUCUUUCAUGACUUAACUUUUAGUUGAGUUCUGUUGAUGCCAUUUGUUUUGUCCACCUAAAAUGAGUCAGUCAUCAGAACCCACAUCCCGAUUUGAAUGUGAACUACCUCUUCACCUCUCAGAAAGGAAGUAGGAAGGCAAAAUCCUAGUGAAGAGUAUUUUCUUUUGAUCAUGGCUGAAUAUAAACAUUGAAUAAAAGCGGGUUGAUGCCUGACCAAUGAAGCUUGUGGACCUCAAAGCUUCGGUUCAGGAUUGUGAAGCUGGAACACUGUCCAUCGAUUCGAGGAGCAAAAAAAAAGGUGAAAGCCAGAUGGGCUCCUGGUGUUCUAAGAGCUGUCGGGGAGCUGCUCUCCUCAUUCGCUGCUUUCAGCUCGGACCCGGCUGCUUCCUUAAACGUAAGAUAGAAUUCUGAAACUGUGUGGGUUUUUUUUUUUUUUUUUUUGCUGCUUGUACUCACAUUUUUUUAAGUCCUUUUUUUUCCCAAGAAGCAGGAAUUGUGUAAAGACGGUGCCGUCUUUGUUACGUGAUGCAGUGCGAGCAACACUUUGAUGAGGCUUCUGCUCCUUUCUAUCGUCUCCCUGAUCUAGCAACUUGAUGCAUCCUACAUUACAGUCUUCUGCCUGCACUUGUUUCUCUUUAUGUGACAGGAGUAGUCAAUUUAUUCAGAGGGUUUUGUAUAUUAUAUAUACUUGUAAGAAAGUGUUAAAGUAUUUAAGUGGCUUAGAGAAGUUGUGCAGUUGGAAUGAUUACUGCCGCUCCUCUGUACGUUUAGUUAAUGGGGUGUUGAUCUCCUCCCGUCUUUGUCACGACUUCUCUGAGGCCCUGCGAUAGAAGUGCGGUGAUGAUUUCCUUUCCUGAGGCUCCACCCCUGAGCAUGGUUGGAUUGUCAUACUUGUUUGAUUUCAGCAAGGUGGAAAACGGAGAGCCAAACAUUGAAAUUCUAUUUACGUGAAAUGCAAAAUGUUUGUAAUGGAGAAGUUACAACAAGCACAUUCAGUCGUUUAUAGUUUUCUAAUAAUUCUGGUUCGUACGAUUGUCUACUUUUGUUUCCAGGUUUUGGUAGUGUUAUUGGUUUUCUUCAGUUUGGGGAUUCAUUUGCCGUGCGCUUGUGGCUCUCUGUGGAAAUCCUCUGGAACUCUUGCAAGCAGCCUUGCAGGACGGAUCCCAAGUCUGUCAGGAAGUGACGCUGGCCAUGGCUGCCUAACCCUGUGUGGGGAAGCACACUCUAUGGUGUAACAAAAAUCAAUAAAUUGAUCCAUUUGCGAAAACGUGGCACAAGUUGUGGCUGAUUUACAGAAGAGCAGUCUUCCUUCCUUCAGAAUCUGCCUUCAAUGAACGUUCAUGUUAGCAGCGACCAUCCACCACAUGUGCAUGAAUGCAAAUGACUUUGAUGCUGAUGUGUACUUUACUAUCAUAUUAUUCAAACCUGCCCAGUACGAUAUAACCAUAACCCCUGUCUCCCUGUAGCAGCAAAGCUCCUGCUCCUGUUGGAUUGCUUAGUAGUGAUGUGUUCUGCAUCAGGGUCAUUAACCACAGGUGUCAAUGAGCCCACAAAGUGGGUGCACUGUUCUGGCACAGAUGCCGCAGAGCACAGCAUCACGAUUUCUGUUUGGCGUUUCCUCGCAGGACUGUCACGUUUGAAGUGGACACCCAACAGGAAUAGCAUUCAAAAUGUGGGGAAGGAAACGCACAUACAAUGGUGUGGCUCAUUUAUGGAUUAUUGAAAAUUAAAAUGCUAUAAAUCUGUUUUGUGGUAUACACUACAACUAACAUGAGUUAAUAUAUCAUUCUUGCUGUGUUGCUGAAAAUAAAAUGGACUUGUUUUCCAUA
Molecule: messenger RNA, 3919 nt
Organism: Synchiropus splendidus (mandarinfish)
Lineage: Eukaryota; Metazoa; Chordata; Actinopteri; Syngnathiformes; Callionymidae
Gene: kpna5
Product: karyopherin alpha 5 (importin alpha 6)
Exons: 14
Coding region: 156-1766 (536 amino acids)
Biological process (GO): NLS-bearing protein import into nucleus
Cellular component (GO): cytoplasm; nucleoplasm; nucleus
Molecular function (GO): nuclear import signal receptor activity; protein binding
Source: RefSeq, a predicted model, not a curated record